AUGGAAAAGUACUUUUGUUUCAAGAAGCAGGAAGAUAUGUCUGAAACACUGGUUUGUGUGAAACGAGUAAAGCAAGAAGCAUCCGAAGAGUGGGAUGAGAGCAUGCCAUUGCCUGGAGACAUCAUUGAAGGGCUUGCUAAGAAUGAUGCAGAUGGGUUAUUUGUGCGGGCUAAAGCUAAGUCUGAUCUUAGGUCACAGCUUGGUAAGAUUAGCCCGCAGGCUGAGACAGUAUGGUUGAAGGUUAGAAGAGGUGAGAGGACACUUAAGCUCCGUGCCAGAGUGGUGCCAGAUAGGUGUGCGGUGCUACAGAGAAGAUUCACCAUUAAAGCAGCCAAUGAUGAUAGGCAUGUUGCAGUUUUAGGAGACUUGACCUUGGAACAAUGCACAGAGCUGCAAGGUAGGUUUUCUUCCGAUGUUCGAUCGUCUUGA
Molecule: messenger RNA, 429 nt
Organism: Dovyalis caffra
Lineage: Eukaryota; Viridiplantae; Streptophyta; Magnoliopsida; Malpighiales; Salicaceae
Source: the annotation of a GenBank genome assembly